Molecule: messenger RNA, 1411 nt
Organism: Diuraphis noxia (Russian wheat aphid)
Lineage: Eukaryota; Metazoa; Arthropoda; Insecta; Hemiptera; Aphididae
Product: calcitonin gene-related peptide type 1 receptor-like
Biological process (GO): adenylate cyclase-modulating G protein-coupled receptor signaling pathway; cell surface receptor signaling pathway
Cellular component (GO): plasma membrane
Molecular function (GO): G protein-coupled peptide receptor activity
Source: RefSeq, a predicted model, not a curated record
AUGGGCAUUCGAGAUUGGGGAAAAGCUUUCAAGAACUGUCUUUCAAACGGCACGUGGUACCGUCAUCCGGAGACUGGAAAACAGUGGGCAAAUUACACAGGUUGCGUGGACAUUGACGACUACGAGUUUCGGGAACUGAUAAAUACGCUGUACAUCUUUGGCUAUUCCGUCUCGCUGGCUGCUCUGCUAACGUCGUUGCUGAUUUUCUUCACGUUCAAAACUCUGAGGUGCACCAGAAUAGCUAUACACGUACACUUGUUCAUAUCGUUGGCGCUGAACAAUCUCACAUGGAUCAUUUGGUACAAAACGGUCGUACAAGACCUGGAAGUUGUCAAACAAAACGGAAUGUAUUGCCAGUCGUUGCACGUGGCUCUGCAGUUUUUCAUGGUGGCCAACUACAUGUGGAUGUUCUGCGAGGGACUGCACUUGCACAUGGCUCUGGUAGUGGUGUUCGUCAACGACGUGAAUGCGAUGCGCUGGUUCUACGCAAUCGGCUGGGGUGUACCUGCCGUUCUAACCGUCCUUUACGUCUCGUGGAGGAGCAAUUCCGAGGACACUGCGCAGUGUUGGAUGCACGAGAGCCACUGCCAGUGGGUUCUGACCGUACCGGUUUUCGCAUCCAUUCUAACCAGUCUAUUGUUUCUGAUGAACGUCAUGCGGGUGCUGCUCACCAAACUCCAUCGGAACUCGACAAACCCGGCACCGAUUGGCGUCCGGAAGGCAGUCAGGGCCGCAUUGAUCCUGGUCCCCCUUUUCGGCAUACAUUACAUCCUCAUUCCGUACCGGCCAAAGCACAAGACCACCGUGGAAACGGUUUAUCAGAUAUUUUCCGUAAUACUGGUGUCGACCCAGGGCCUUUGUGUAUCCGUUUUGUUCUGUUUCGCCAACGUGGACGUGCACGGAGCGUUUCACAAGUACAUCAGGAGGAUCAAGAGACGCGGCACCACACACACCAACGUCACGGGCACUACUCAACCGGUUCAGUCGCAGAUAAGAGACGCCAUCGUCUGAACAGCGAUGAGAAAAUAUUUUAUCAUGAUAUAUUACACGUAUUAUAUUGUACAGGAAAAAAAUAAUAUUAAUGUCGUAACGUGUGUUUUGUAUGUCCUAGAGUUGAACGUUUUGUAAACCUUCUGCAGAAUCUUUUCGAGGCAAAACUUGUAUGCUUCCGGUCCUCUAAAAAUAAAAACCAAAACCUUUUGAAUAAACGACGAUAGUCAAUAUAGACAGCCAUUGGCUAACAUUUUAUCAUAACAAUAAUCAUAUGAAAAUAAUUUUUUUACUGUAAAACGGUUUUUUUUUUUUUUAAAUCGUUUUUGAAAACUAGGUUCUAUGAAAAUACUUCAAAUGUUCGAAUAUUAUAAAUAUUUAUUAUAGUUAAUAUUAAAUUUUAAACUCUAAAAUGAGUCGU